CUGGGAUGACAGCUGAUCUACUGAGCUUCCUGCUGUUGCUGAUCUUCUCCCUGCUGAGGCUGAUGAGAGGUGACAAGAGGAUAGAAGCGACUUUGUCUGUACAAAGUGCAAGCUGGUCUCUGUACUGGAAGAGAUGGUUAAAGGACAAGAGACCCAAGUAUCAAUCCUGCAUUGCCACAGAGAAGAUGAAGACUUUCUGGAUAGAAGUCAGUGUUUGGUACUGCAGGCACAGCAUGCUGAAGAAUCAACAUGUGACCUCAAGAAGAAGAAAGAGGAGAACCAUGUACCCCCAAUCCAGAUAGAGGCUGUGUCCCACAUUCUCAUGGAUAUGGCACCAGAUUCCUUUGAUGACCAGUACCAGGGUUGCCAUGAGCAGGUAAUGGAAGAACUGGACCGAGGAGACUAUUUCCAAAAGGAAUUGGGUAAUAAUAAGAACUAUUCCAGCAUCUGGGAGAAAGCAAAGCUGGUCUGGUCAAAAAAGCCAAUGGCUCUGCUAAGGGAGAUGCAGGAGAAUCAUGCCGUAGCCCUCCUGGCUUACACCAUGAACACCUCGCUGCACUCUGAUUUGAACUGGGCUGUGUCCAGAGCUGGGACAUCCCCAGAGCACUACAGACACAGCUUCCCCUUCAAAUACCUCCACUUCUACCUGACUACAGCCAUUCAACUGGUGAGGAGAUGGGAGAGUGGCACCACAAGAAAAAAGUGCUACCAGGUGCACCGGGGGGUAAAAGGCCUGUAUUUUGAGGCUGAGUUGGGCACCAAAGUGCGGUUUGGCCGCUUCACCUCCACUUCACUCCUCCGGAAGGAAGCCCGGAGAUUUGGGAAUGAAACAAUAUUCACUCUGAAGACUUGCUUAGGGGCAGUUGUGCAACGCUUCUCCCACUACUUCUCUGAGAGGGAGGUCCUCAUCCCACCCUAUGAGAUAUUUCAGGUCAGAAACUUCAGCCGAACACCAAGUGGUAACCAGCUGUAUCUGCUUUCUGUGGGAAAUUACAGUCAAUACAACUGCCAGCUCCUGAAAGCUUCAAGCAGCAAGAACUGUAUCCACAUUCCUCCAAUCGCUGCCUUUCUUUCUUGUGUGAUCAGUGCUUUCUUCUACUCCACCAGGCAAUGACUCUUUCUCUGAUCACAGAAGGAUUCAUGUGCUGCAUAGAGAGGAAUGAGUGACAGGUGCAAGGGAUUUACAGCUAACCAGUCACAGAGGUUACUGAUGCUACAAGGUGCUGAACACCUCCUGUGAUUUUACCUCUAACUCCCCCUGACUUCAAUGAGUUAAGGGUGCUCAGAAUUUCAAAGGAGGUGUUUAAUCCCUCACAAAAUCAAGCCCCUAGGUGUACAUUCAAAAUAGGGAUGUAAAUAGGGUUUAAAAAUAAUAACUGUUUAACCUAUUAAAAUUCUAUUGGUUAAACUGUUAACCGUUAAGGAGUUCACAUAGGCAGAGAACUAGGGGUGGGGUGGAGGUGCUGCAGCACCCCCACGUUUUAUCCAGGGCUCCACUGCUGCCUGCACCCAGGAUCCUGGCUGCAGGCCUGGGCGCAGAGCUCUGCUGCCUCCCCAUGCCCAGGGUCCUGGCCCCGGGUCUGGGGUCCUGGCCACCUCCCUGGGCCUGGCAUCCUGGCUGUUGGCCCAUCCUGGCUGCUGGCCUUGGGACCAGCAUGCCACUGCUGCCUGCCCAGCACCUGGGGUCCCAGCUGCUGCCCCAUGCCCGAUACUCCAUUGCCUCCCCACGCCCAGGGUCCCAGUUGCUGGCUCUGUGCCUGGGAUCCCAGGACCCUGGGCACAUUGUCGGGAGCUGUGACCCUGGGUGUGGAGGGCAGAGGAGUUUAAUCAUUAACUGAAACCAGUAAGACUGUACUUAUCGGUUAACUGGUUAACCAGUUAAACUUUUACAUCCCUAAUUCAAAGAAGGAAGAUAAUGGAUCUGUGUGCUUAAGGAAGAGCACGGCAGAGACACCAGUCAAUUUAGGUACCUAGUCUGCAAGGCUUUGAAUACAACCAUACAGUAGGAACUCUUGAACUACUAUUCGUAUUAGAAUUUCUUUUGCAAGUCUCAGUAGGUUCUCUUGAGUUAGUAGUAAUAGCACCCUCUGGUGGACAAUAAGAAAACACCUGCAAAUUCUUUCCAAGGUUAAUUAGAAAUUGUAGAGCAUGGGUCAGCAACCUUUUUUGAAGUGAUGUGCUGAGUCUUCAUUUAUUCACUCUAAUUUAAGGUUUCGCGUGCCAGUAAUACAUUUUAACAUUUUUAGAAGGUCUCUUUCUA
Messenger RNA from Mauremys reevesii (Reeves's turtle), 2260 nucleotides. RefSeq names its product ADP-ribosyltransferase 4 (inactive) (Dombrock blood group) (gene ART4). The transcript has 4 exons. NCBI's taxonomy places the organism in Eukaryota, Metazoa, Chordata, Testudines, Geoemydidae. The record is from RefSeq and is a predicted model, not a curated record. Gene Ontology annotation, molecular function: NAD+-protein-arginine ADP-ribosyltransferase activity; NAD+ poly-ADP-ribosyltransferase activity. The coding region runs from base 134 to 1114 and encodes 326 amino acids.